AUGAUUAACUUUCUCAGCACACGUAGUGGGUUUUUACGACCGUUGAUUUCAAAGUAUUCGACUAAAGCAAUAAAUCCAUCCAAACGGCAAUAUCCAUCAAAGGAUUCGUCCAAUGAAGUCUUGAGAAGAUUAAACUACCUCGACAAUUACGAGCGUGCAUUUCAGUUCUUUGAUAAUCUCGUCAAACAAAAUCGGGUCACUGUUGCAUCUCUAUUGACGAUAUUGGAGACAUGCACUCGGUCAGGACAGAUUCAACGUGGUCGUCAGGUUGAACAGAUGGUUAAUCAAUCGAGUCAAUGGAAGUAUCAUGUACGUGUUCAGACAGCUUUAAUUAAUAUGUUCAUGAAAUUUCACAUGAUUGAUCAGGCGGAGCAAAUUUUCGAACGAAUCCGACAAUUACCGAGCUGCGAUACGAUUGUUUAUAAUUCUAUGUUGGUCGGUUAUCUACGAAAUCAACACGUCGAAAAAUGCUUUGCCUGCGUUGAGAAAAUGCGCUCGCGAGUCCGACCGGAUAAUGUAACGUACACUCUUCUUCUUAACGGUAAAUUUGUUCAAUUACUUUCCGAGAUCCGCACCACUGAGUUUUUAGCCUGUACGUUCCUACGUGAUAAACAACGCGGCAAAGCUAUCCAUCAGGAGUUAUCAUCCAACUUAGACAGUCAGCACGUUCAUUUACAAAAUGCGUUAAUUGAUUUCUAUGGUAAAAUCAACGAAAUAACCGUCGCAGAGAAUAUUUUCCAUGAAAUGACGUUACGUGAAACAAGCACAUACAAUUCUCUGAUGAAAGCUUAUUUAAUCAAUCGGAUGGCGGUGAAAGUACUGGAAUUGUUCGAACAGAUGAAAGAAGAUAAUCUCGAUACAGUUGGGCCGAUCGGUUUUCGACCGGAUCUAAUUACAUUCAUGGCUGUGUGUGAUGCAUGUGAACAGCUUGGACUAUUGAAUAGUCCAGAUAAAACUCAACAACUUGUACUUACUUUGUAUUUUGUUUUUCAGAUAGAUACUUAUCAGUAUUCCAUGGGUGAAAUCGAACGUCCACGACUUUUCUACGAUCCCAAUUCUCUGUCGAGUUUCAAUCGGUUUCGAAUUGUUCAUACGCAUUUUGAUUUAACAGUUAACUUUGACUCUCAUGUUCUCGACGGUUUUGUUCAACUCGAUAUUCAACCACUGGAUAAUCAAUCAUGCGAUCGUUCUUCAAGCAUAACAACAGAGAAUCACGAGAUUCCAAACAAUCAUGGAAAUAUUCUCGUACUUGAUUCUCGUCAUUUAGACAUUAAACAAGUGAUGCUCAAAUCUGACUCAACUGAAAAGGUUCUUCCAUUUCAAAUCGAUAUCGAACGUGAAUCACUGGUUAUUGAACUGAACGAUCUCCAAUUGGAUUCAAAUUUCUCAAUCAAAAUUGCCUACGCAACGUCUAGUACAAAAUGUACUGCUUUGCAAUGGUUAACGAAAGAGCAAACAGCUGAUAAACAAUAUCCGUACAUGUUCAGCCAAUGCCAAGCUAUUCAUGCACGUUCAUUAUAUCCAUGUCAAGAUACACCCGGAGUGAAAAGUACUUAUUCAGCAAAGAUAACAUGUCCGAAACCGUUGACAGUGUUAAUGAGUGGUUUGCAAAGCAAACAUGAUGAAGCGACGAAUACGUUCUAUUUCGAACAGAAACAACCGAUUGCAUCGUAUUUAAUUGCAAUCGCUGUUGGAAACUUAGUUUCGCACGAUUUAAGUUCACGUAUUCGCGUUUGGACGGAGCCAAGUAUGAUAAAGCAAUGUCAAUAUGAAUUCGAAGAAUCGGAACGCUUUCUAACGGCUGCUGAAGAACUUCUCGGCAAAUAUCAAUGGCAACGAUACGAUUUUCUUGUGUUACCACCCUCAUUUCCUUAUGGAGGGAUGGAAAAUCCGUGUAUGAAUUUUCUGACCCCGACAUUACUCGCCGGCGAUCGCUCAUUAAUCAGCACCAUCGUUCAUGAGAUGACACAUUCGUGGACGGGAAAUUUGGUUACGAAUGAAAACUGGGAACAUUUCUGGUUGAAUGAAGGUUUUACGUCGUUCAUCGAAGCGAAGAUUCUUGGCAAUUUGUCGAAAAGUAAUGGAAAAGAAACUCGACGAUUUCAUGCUGCCCAGCAAUGGCAAGAAUUGAAAUCAGCUGUAACAACAUGGGGAGACGAGCAUCCGUACACUUGUCUGGUCUAUCGUUUACAUAAUGUUGAUCCCGAUGACGCUUAUAGCUCAGUUCAAUAUUACAAAGGCGCAGCUUUACUCUGGCACUUGGAACAGAAUAUUGUCAGUUCGGAAUCGAAAUUUGAUGAAUUCCUUCGCUCAUAUAUCAUAAAAUUCGGUGGAAAAAUUUUGAAUACGGAUGAUUUUAUUGCAUACUUUCAAUCGUACUUUCCGCAAGCACCACCUGUGGAUUGGCAAUCAUGGCUCUACACUCCCGGUAUGCCUCCUGUCACUCACGACUUUUCAACUCAACUCGAAGAACAAUGUCGGCGGUUAGCUGCCCAACAAACAUCGAUAACAAAAGAUCAAUUGGAUGCUCUAAAUGCCAAACAAGUUGCCUAUUUAUUAAAUCUUCUUUUAAACAAACAAUCGGCGAUAACGUAUGACUAUGUCAAACAAAUGGAUGUUGAUUGUGACAUGUCGAAGUAUUCCAACUGCGAAAUUCGUUUUCGUUGGUAUCAAUUAUGCAUUCGAGUGAAAUACGAGAAACCUCUGGAUGAUAUAUUCAAAUUUUUGGAAAUUAUUGGUCGUAUGAAGUUUGUUAAACCAUUAUAUUCGGAGUUCAAAGUCUCAUGGACAGAAAUGAUUCCGCGAGUACGAAUUUUCUUCGACGAACAUAAGCAGUUCAUGAAUCCAAUUACAGCCAAACAAAUUGAAGCGCGAUUGAAUGCAAAUAAUUAA
Molecule: messenger RNA, 2892 nt
Organism: Adineta ricciae
Lineage: Eukaryota; Metazoa; Rotifera; Eurotatoria; Adinetida; Adinetidae
Source: the annotation of a GenBank genome assembly